AUGGGAAAGCGUAGCAAGAGAAUCGCAAGAAGAUGUCGUGAAUCGUUGUCGUACUUCAGCCUGAGCUGCGAUGAUAAAAAGCAAGAGAGGACGUUCAUCAAGAAUAUGAGUCGCCGACUACUCGCUUAUGAGACCGAUCAAGUACUUGAUCCAUUGACUUCACAGGAAAGAGACCGACAAAGUUUCCGCAAGUGCGCUCUGCACCAAUGGGAAGCUGAUAGUGAAGCCAACAGUGCGGAUGUCGUCGCCGUUCUGGUGGCGAUGAUGAUGGUUGUCGAUGCCACGGGGUUGGCGCUCAUCCCUUGGGAUCGGCUAUCAGUUCUCAUCGUAGUGGGCGUUACUUGGUUCUUUAAGUUCUUCAUAGUA
Molecule: messenger RNA, 366 nt
Organism: Ostertagia ostertagi
Lineage: Eukaryota; Metazoa; Nematoda; Chromadorea; Rhabditida; Trichostrongylidae
Source: the annotation of a GenBank genome assembly